UUUGGCUGUUUGGGGGCCACUUGCUCCACUUUUUGGCCUGUUUUUGCUAUCUUCUCUGGAAAAAGUUGCAACCUGCAAAUUAUUGACUUGCUGAAACUGAGAAAAAUAAUCUGUUGUUCACAAUAUCUUUUUCGUCUCAAAAUUGAUCAAGCACCAAGCUUGAAGAUGGCAAGCAUCGUUGUGCCUCCAUUUUUACAAGUUAUAAUUGACAAGCUAUCGGAGCCUGUUUUUCGAAGGAUUGAUGAUAUUUGGCAUGCCAAAGACCGGCUGAACAAGCUGCAAAGAAUACUGCCAAGGGUCCAAGGUGUCAUCGAGGAUGCAGAAGAGCGGCAAAUUACCGAUAAAGCUGUUAGAACUUGGCUUUCUCAGCUCAAAGAUGCAGCCUCCAAAGUAGAGGACUUGCUUGAAGAAUUCAGAUUUAACUGUAUGCAUGAGGGACUCACCAAAAACCUAAUUGUCAUUCUUCAAGAUUUAGAAAAGGCAGCAGAGGAAGGGCUCAGCUUACACUUAAAAGAAAGAAAUAUUGCGAAUAAGCAAUUUGAAAAGAAGGAAACUAGCUCUUUUGUUAUUGGACCUGAGGUUUAUGGAAGGGAGGAGGACAAAAGGAAGAUAGUAGAUAUGUUAUUAGUCGGUGGAGGAACUACAUCUGUGAUAUCAAUAGUUGGUCCUCCAGGCAUUGGAAAAACCACUCUUGCUCAGUUCAUCUAUAAUGACGAUGAGGUAAAGAAACAUUUCGGUGAUUUAAGAAUUUGGGUUUUUGUAUCGCAAGAUUUUAAUGCCAAAAGAAUAAUUAAAGAAGUAAUUGAGAAAUCAACUGGAAAGAAAUGUGAUUUAAUGGACUUGGACGGUCUGCACUCUCAAAUGUUGAAAUCACUAAAAGAAAAGAAAUAUCUUCUCGUGCUCGAUGAUGUUUGGAAUGAAGCUCACGGUGAUUGGGAACAACUGAUGCCACUGUUCAAGUGUGGAGUUGAUGGAAGCAAAAUACUUGUCACGACCCGCAGUCAAAAAGCUGCAUUGGUUAUAGGCAAUCGAGAUACAGCAUAUCGCUUGAAGGGUUUGUCUAAUGAUGAUUGCUGGAAAAUAUUCACAGAGCGUGCUUUUUUUACUCGAACAGAAGAAGAGGAGUAUCUAAAACUUCAAGCAAUUGGGAAAGAACUAAUGCGGAAAUGUGGAGGUGUGCCUUUGGCUGCAAAAAUUCUUGGUGGUCGCAUGCGCCUCAAGAGAAAGGAGGAGGAGUGGUUAUAUGUGCAGAAUAGUAAUCUUUGGAAUUUGAGGGAUUACAAAGAUGAAAUUUUUCCUGUCCUACUGGUAAGUUACAUGCAUUUGCCGCCGCAUCUCAAACAUUGCUUUGCAUUCUGCUCAAUAUUUCCGAAGAAUUACGAAAUCAAGAGGGAGAAAUUAAUCCCUAUGUGGAUUGCACUAGGCCUAAUUCUUCCGGAUGGUGGAAGCAAGGCACUAGAAGAAAUUGGGGAUGAGUAUUUCAAUGAGUUGGUCUGGAUGUCCGUGUUCGAAGAUGUCAUGGAAUAUGAAGGUGGAGUCAUAAGAAGGUACAAGAUAAAUGAACAUUUUCACAGUCUUGCCCAAUCUCUUACAGAAAAUGAAUGUUUAGUAUCAGAAAACAGACGUGCAGGAAACAGUCUUGAUCAAGUUCGUCAUGCAUCAAUUGUAUCUAAGCAUAUAUCGUCCCCCAUUCUAAAUGACCUUCUUCGGGUAAAACAUUUGCGUACUCUUCUUGUGUUCUCAGAAGGUGGAGCUCUGGAAGAUUGUUCCCACAUCAUUAAACAUUUUCCUUACUUGAGGAUGCUGGAUCUAAGUGGAUGCCUAGUGCAGCUGCCUUCAAUGAAUUACCUGCCAUUGUUGAAACACCUUGAUCUGUCCAACAAUCAUUUCUAUGAUUUACCUUCAGAAAUAUCUUCCCUCUGCUCUUUACUGACAUUGAAUUUAUUCGGUUGCUACAAUCUUAGAUCGUUGCCUAAUUUGACUGGAAUUACCGGCUUGAAGCAUCUCAUCGUCAGCGGAUGUGAAGCUCUGCAGGAGAUGCCCGUAGGCAUCGGAUCGUUAUCUAAACUUCAGACGCUGCCAAUAUAUGUUGUUGGGCAUAGAUGUAAUGCUUGCUUGUAUCAACCACACCCAUCAUAUCUGGGAGAUGGGUCAGUUGACUCAUUUUCAGUGACUGGCGUGCUUGAAUUUUUUGCUGCAGAGUCUUAUUCUUGUUCGUGUCCAGCACCCAUAUCAGAUCUGGAACCUUUGAAACUUCGAGGGGAACUAAAAAUCAAGCACUUGGAGCGAGUUCAUCGUGUUGAAGAAGUGGAAUCGAAGCCUUUGAUGAAUAACGAGUAUCUGGAGUCAUUAGGACUUUGUUGGGGCAAUGAAGCAGUAGAUCGCAUCAUGAAUCCUGCUUUAGAAGCCAACAUAGCCAGACCCCAAGAAAGAAAUAACCAAGCACCAGGGCCGUCAGAGGAGCCUGAAACACGUGCUUCUUAUACUGAUACGGACUUGCCCGGGAAAGUUUUGGUGUGCCUCCAACCACAUAAAAAUUUGAAGAAAAUAUUCAUAGUUGGUUAUCCUGGAAUCGAGUUUCCAUGCUGGACUCUUCCGAACCUUACUGAGAUGGUGUUGAUCAAUUGCCGAGGAUGCGAGCAGCUACCAAUUCAUGGUAUGAGCGCUGGAAGAAGAGCCGUGCUGGAAGAGGAGACAAGACCUGACCUGCUGGGACUUUGGUGGCUUGACUUGCUGGGACUUUAGUGGCCAACAUUCUAGGGAUAAUUAGAUUUGAAUUUGUUUUGCCUUUUUAUUAUCUAGUUGUUUUAUUUUAUUAUUAUCUUUCCUAGAUUUAUGCAUUUAUUAGUUAGCCAUUUCUUAGAUAUUCAAGAAUAAAUAGUCUGGUAGAGGAGUCUGUAAUUCAAGUUGUUUUGGUUGAUAGAACCUUGUGGUUCCUUGGAAAGAUUCCAAGAAAGGGUGCAUUGGAGAGAUUCCAAACUCCGUUUCCAUUGUUAAUUGGUUCUUUGGAGAGAUUCCGGGUUCCAUAUUAACUCCAUCAAUCGAAAACAAAAUUCCUUUGCUUUUCUUCAAUUGAAAUAAAAUUCUUUGCUACAAUUUUUCUGUUGCA
Olea europaea var. sylvestris is the source of this 3109-nucleotide messenger RNA. Its product is annotated as putative disease resistance protein RGA3. Gene Ontology annotation, molecular function: ADP binding; protein binding. The record is from RefSeq and is a predicted model, not a curated record. NCBI's taxonomy places the organism in Eukaryota, Viridiplantae, Streptophyta, Magnoliopsida, Lamiales, Oleaceae. The coding region runs from base 166 to 2745 and encodes 859 amino acids. The transcript has 2 exons. Gene Ontology annotation, biological process: defense response to other organism.